GUCAAGUUCACAGACCACAUCGAGAGACACAAGUGGUAGUGUGGCACCAUGAAUCUUCUGUUGGAGACUUUGUUGCUGGCUAAUUUGGUCCUGUGUUCAGGAUAUGUAGUCCCUUCUAAUACACCGGUUUUGAACUGUGAUGAUGAAGAGGCCCAUCAGGCAGCUGCAGAAGCAGUACGGUACACCAAUGCACAUCACCAUAAUGGAUACUUGUUCGCUUUAAACCGGGUUGAGAAAAUUAUACCACUUCCUUCGCAUGGGGGAGAUGAAAUUUAUCUUUUCGAAUUAGAUUUGUUGGAGACCGUAUGCCCACAUGUGAGUUCAACACCAAUAGAACAAUGUCCUGUGAGAGCAAAGAUUGAACAGGCAGUAGAAGCAGAUUGUGAUUACAAAAUGAGGAAGCAUAAUAACACUUAUGAGGUCCUUCAAGCAAAAUGCAAGUCUGAAUUAAAAUCAGCGGAGAAGUUACCUCGGGUGUGCCCAAAUUGUCCUCACAUCACACCUCUUAAUGACACCCGGGUUGUGCAUGCGGUUGAUGUGGCACUUCAUAAAUUCAACAGUGGAAAUACUACAAACUUUUAUAGCCUCCAGGAGAUCGGCCGUGGGAGGAUUCAGCAAGGUGUAGGCAAUACAGCCAUUGUUGAGUUUAUUGCAGCAGCAACUAACUGUAGUAAAGAAGAUGCAGCAUCUGGUUUGAAUAAAUGUGUGAAAGAAGAUGGUCCAAAGGCUCGAUAUGCCGCUUGUUCCGCUUCAGUGGUGAAAGUCCCUGGAGUUGCUGAUGAAGAUGUUGUUGAGACAUGUACAAUCCAUGAAGCCCAGCCCCAAAAAGACGCUCAAGCCCCACUGCCUGGUCCAGUGGCACCUGUCCCACAUCAUUUUAUACCCUCACGUUUCCACCAUAACCUUCACUUUAAUAACCUGAGUCCACACUCAUCCGAAUCCAACUCUGCAGAACAACAUCUUCUGGCUGCUCAUGCACAACGGGCUGUCAAGAGGUCAUUGACUGGAAAACCUGUACAUGCCAACGUGAGAAGGCUUCCUUUGUGCCCUGGGAGAAAAAUACACUUUUAAACUUCCAAUCUACUUACUUUUGCUUCCGCUCAUCUAUUCCUUGUUGAUCACUGAGAUGUCAUGUUUUCUAGGCUGUCACUCAGUAGCAACUGGUAAUCAAACGCAGUUGAAAUUAACUUGAUCUACAACACAGAGUCUGUGAAGAGAACUAGAAAACAUGUCUUGUUAGGCC
This is a messenger RNA of Rana temporaria (common frog), 1243 nucleotides long. RefSeq names its product alpha 2-HS glycoprotein (gene AHSG). The record is from RefSeq and is a predicted model, not a curated record. Gene Ontology annotation, molecular function: cysteine-type endopeptidase inhibitor activity. Gene Ontology annotation, biological process: negative regulation of endopeptidase activity. The transcript has 7 exons. Bases 49 to 1071 code for a protein of 340 amino acids. NCBI's taxonomy places the organism in Eukaryota, Metazoa, Chordata, Amphibia, Anura, Ranidae. Gene Ontology annotation, cellular component: extracellular region; extracellular matrix; blood microparticle.